This is a messenger RNA of Paralichthys olivaceus (Japanese flounder), 3165 nucleotides long. RefSeq names its product growth differentiation factor 10b (gene ifngr1l). Gene Ontology annotation, molecular function: protein binding; cytokine receptor activity. Gene Ontology annotation, cellular component: plasma membrane. Gene Ontology annotation, biological process: cytokine-mediated signaling pathway. Lineage: Eukaryota; Metazoa; Chordata; Actinopteri; Pleuronectiformes; Paralichthyidae. The record is from RefSeq and is a predicted model, not a curated record.
UUCCUGUGGAUCCCUGUCGCGUGGUGCGUCGUGGAGCCGCCGACCAAAGUGACCCUGCAUUGCCACAAUCUGCAAAACACCCUGGAGUGGAGUUACGGCCGCUUCUUGCCAGGCCUCAGAUUCAGAGUCGAUAUCCGGCCAUAUGAAGGCUUGCCCACUCAGCUGUGGGUCGACCCACCUGCUCUCCAGGCCAACUUGUCAUCUUUCUCUGAUCCUAGCAACGCGUAUCUUGUGUUGGUAACUGCCGUGGUUGGUCAGAAUGAGUCGGCCGCUGAUGAGGAAAUCACUUUCAGCUACUUUCACGGCUCUAGUUCAUCUCAGAAAUGUUCUGUGGACCUCCCACCAGUUAACAUCGUGGCCCAACCGGACGACAAUGUCUUGUUCCACUUCAUGCAUCCCUGGCUGUGGUACCACCCCACGGAGCCCAACAGCCCGAAUUCAAAACUGAGAAAGAAGAAAAGCUCCGGCAGAAAAGAGCUUCCUGUGUUUAAAUACAGCGUUGUGGUCGUCGGCCAGGCUCGUCAGCAUCAUUUCCACUGUGGGAAGAGUGAGUGUAAGCAGGAGAUUCCAGUGGAGGCGUCGCAGGAGAAACACUGUCUGAGCAUCACAGGAGAGCUGGAGAAAAUGGCCGUUGAAUCCACAGAGUUGCACUGCACCAUGCCGUUGAUCCCAGUGCCACCUGACCAGAACAAUUACAUUGUCUACAUCAUCGUCAGUGUGUUGGGAGUCUGUGUUGUUGUAUUUGUCGUCUUCUUGGUUUACAAAAAGAAGACCUGGCCAAAGACUGUGAUUCCAGGCUCUAUGUCAAUCAAAAGACCCAUGCAGGGGUCCAUGGCGGUCGUUCCGGAGCAGGUUGUUGUGUUAAGAGUGGAGCCGUCCUCUCCCACACCUCUACUGUCCAACGAAGAAGAGCCCAUGUUCACGCCCUCUGCUCCCACCAUUGACUCUCCUGUCCUACGUCUGCGAGCUGUCCUGAAAAACGCUGAAGAUGAGCCUGAUGAGGAGGAGCCCCUGAGUGAUGAAGGACAGGGGUACUUGAGAGGCGGCAGCCUGGAUGAAGAUGAGCCACAGGACAACAUUGAGGCCCAGCAUGGCUACGAGAAGCGUCCAGUGUUGGUAAAGAUGGGGUCAGAUGAGCUGGUGGAGGCCUAUCGCUCCUGAAGGUGAUGCUGGUAUCCUCCGAACAGGUUGACUGUGGCUCUUGCCUGUAAUGAUCCAACAGUUAACAAGUUACAAAGGAGUUAUGGCUACAGAAGGUUCAGUCGAUGUCCUCAUCAAAUGUGAAAAAGAAGCCUUUUGAAAAUCAGUUAAACAUUGUCUCAGUAUUCUGCCUUAGUAAUGACUGAUUAACAAAAAGUGAAUUUGAUCAUUUACCAGAAUAUCAGCAGUGAAGACACACUGCUCAUCUGUUUAUUACCCCGUCUCAGAUAUUAGUGAUUCACUUUGCUGCUCUCACAAACUGCGCGUGUCUGAUUGUACGACAUAGUGAGAAAGCAUCUUAUUCAUUAUAUGUGGGAGUUAGAUAAAUGACGCAUUAAAGCUGAUGCCAAAAACCGAUUUUCAUCAAACUCUUUGGAGGCAUGUUUAAAUGUGCUUCCCUAAUCUUAAUUUCAAAUGCAGACUGAUGUUAGAGGAUCUUUGGUAAACAUCACAUUGUGCUCCUGCCUCAAAGUAUCUUGUUAUUUCGUGAUGUUGUGUACACCAGUUUUAUUUAUUUAACACUUGGGUGUUUUAGCGCCGCGUCGAUGAAAACAACAGCCAUAGAUCUUUUCUUUGUAAUUUCUAAUUCACUGCCCCACUCCUGGAAACAUGAGAGCAGAAAACAGGAAAUGAAAAAUUAUUGCACUAGAACUGUUCCAACUGGAGCAGAGUUGUUGUCUUAAAGUGCCCAGUUGAUCGAAUGCCUUCACGUUAUGUGCCAUUGUCAUGUGACAGUCAAAAGCCUAAUCAAUGAUGCGUCUGUCCAAGUGAACAAUGUUCACUUUAUAAUACUCAGAGGCUCUUUGACAUUAAAUCCAUUGAAUCGAUACAUUUUAAAGGUCAGACUUUGGAUCUAUUUCCGUCUGUGUUGCCAGGAUGAAAAGAAAAAUACUUUUAAUACAUCAAAUAUCUUUUAACGAGGUUAGUCAUUGGUUGAUAAUAAGCCCGUGACGAUACUGUGUCAGUGACUUAUAAGAAAAGUGUAAAUUAAGAUAAACAGCAAACGAUAAAGGAUUUAUUAACCAUUCCAUAAACAUAAUAUCCUACUACAUCUAUACUAUCUGUUGCAUGAACACAAGCAUUAACAUUUUCAUUACUAGUAGAGCUGAGUCUAAAUCCUGUCUUCACUGUGGAAAGAUAAAGUAUAUCCUGUAAAUGCAUUUGCACUUCAUUGUUUUUUCAAUAUGAUUCAAAUGCUUUAUUUUACUAUGAAGAUGCACCUUAAAGUUUCAAGUAAGUUUUAUUUUUUUAUACAUUUUAUUCUGUGACUGUGUUUGAGUCAAAGAAAAUUAAGAUAAAUGGGCAGGUCACGAAAGAAAUGUGAUGAAGAUUUGAUUGAUUUUUAAUACGGAGCUGUUCAGGUGCGUCCUCGUCCUCACCUGUUGCUCCAUCAGGAGAAGAAGGGAAAAAUGAAUAAUAAGUUUGUAAAAAGCAUAAAUCAAACAUUCAAAUUAUCUCUAGAAGCAUUUACAGUAUUUAUAAUUUAAAAAUGCGUGGAUCCAUUUCUGUUUGAGUUUCUUUCACUUCGUCUGGCUGUAUGAGACCCAGACUGACCUGUUGAUGCAGAGAUCAGGGCUCACUGGGGUCGGGGGGCCUCAUCUGGUGUUCCUGAAGAAACGAGUAGUUGGUUUAGUGACGGUUUUGAGCUUUAGAAUAAUUUUCAUUUCAUCAUUCCCUGAUGGUCCUGUUCGAUGAAUAAGAAUCCUCAACGUUACUGCAUCUCAAACCUUUCAAGUUCCCUGUCACUGUAUAUGCAGAAUGUGUUUUUAUAAUAAUUCUGGGUUUUUUUGUGUGUGUGUAAGAUUUGCAGACGAUUCUACUGAUCAGUUUGAAUGAUUGUCUGGGUCAAAUGUUUGAGUUUUAUUUUGUUAAGCAAAUCGUUGGCCUUUCUGUUGCAAACUGCUGGAUUUAUCCUUUUUAUGUAGCAUACAUUACUUCAUUAAAAACAAAUUCUCUCUACCUUUU